AAAAAAUAUGACUUCUCACUCCACUUCCGUUAUCGUGAACAAAACCUUCUCGUAAACUUUGAAAAAUGUAUUAGAAAUAGUAAGGUUUUUUGCAUUUAUUUGAGAAUUGGAAUUAUUUGAGUAUUUAAAUUGAUUGCUUUUAAUUCAUUGAAAAAUCUUAUAUUUUACUCUACGUUAUCUCAGAGGCGGGGGAUGAGCUGUCGAUUGAGUAGGCUACAAAUAGAUCCGUGUUGGCUGUCUUUCACUUAGACGAUCUUUGUCUUGUUUGCUUGAGACGUUACCCUUGGUAGUUUUUGGCCAUUAUUCGUCAGAAAAAAUGAUAAAAACAGGUAUUUUAGGGCUGAGAAACGUGUUCGGGCGAGGACAGGUGCUGUCUGCGGCUGCUGCGAGACUACAGCACAGUCAGGCCCAGCCUGAAGGACAGCAUGUCCCCCCAGCACGUCCAGAGACCUCCAGCGCCAAGUCCCUGAUGGACAUCGGGACCCGCCGGAUCUUCAACGAGGACCACGAUCUCUUCAGAGAAAGUGUCCGCCGCUUCUACCUAGAGGAGGUGAUUCCAAAUCACAAGGAGUGGGAGAAGGCGGGUCAGGUGAGCAGGGAGGUGUGGGAGAAAGCUGGAGAGCAAGGCCUGCUGGGAGUGAUGAUUCCAGAGCAGCACGGCGGCAUCGGAGGAGACCUGUUCUCAGCCGCCGUCACCUGGGAGGAGCAAAUGUAUUCCAACUGCUCGGGCCCGGGCUUCUCUUUGCACUCAGAGAUCGUCAUGCCUUACAUCGUCAACUACGGCAGCAAGGAGCAGAUCGACCGCUUCAUUCCGGACAUGAUGGCGGGGAAAUGCAUCGGCGCUAUUGCAAUGACGGAGCCAGGAGCAGGAAGUGAUCUUCAAGGUGUGAGGACAAACGCCAAGAAGGACGGCAACGACUGGAUCCUCAACGGCAACAAGGUGUUCAUCACAAACGGCUGGAUGGCCGACCUCGUCAUCGUGGUGGCCGUGACCAACCGCGAGGCGAAGACGGCGGCGCAUGGAAUCAGUCUGUUCCUGGUGGAGGACGGCAUGAAGGGCUUCCAUAAAGGACGCAAGCUGGAGAAGAUCGGUCUGAAGGCGCAGGACACGGCUGAACUGUUUUUCGAGGACGUGCGGCUUCCAGCUAGCGCUCUCUUGGGAGGACUCAACAAGGGUUUCUACUACCUGAUGAAUGAACUGCCUCAGGAGCGUCUGUUGAUCGCUGACAUGGCCAUCGCGAGCGCUGAGUUCAUGUUUGAGGAAACCAGGAACUACGUGACGCAGAGGAAGGCUUUCGGCAAGACCAUCGCUCACCUCCAGACUGUGCAGCACAAGCUGGCCGAGCUGAAAACGGAGAUCUGCGUGGGCCGAUCCUUCAUCGAUAACUGCCUCCAGCUCCACGCAGAGAAACGCCUGGACCCCUCCACGGCCUCCAUGGGCAAAUACUGGGCGUCUGACCUCCAGAACAAAGUGGCCACUCAGUGCCUGCAGCUCCAUGGAGGGUGGGGCUACAUGUGGGAAUACCCCAUCGCCAAGGCCUUUGUUGACUCCCGUAUUCAGCCCAUCUACGGAGGCACCAACGAGAUCAUGAAAGAGCUCAUCGCGCGCAGCAUCGUCAGCCAGAAGUGAGAAUUUCGGACGUUUUCACGGUGGAGGAGCACUGGGUGAAGAGGGCUGGUUUUUGCACAGAUGAUCGUUUUUUUAAUGUAGACAGUUGUCAGAAAUAGAUCGAAGUACGUUUAUGCAUCGUGAAAUAACAUUAAGAAAGCUUGAGGUUAUCAAAUCAGUAAAACGAUUAAAACCCGACGAUGAAACCUCGUCGUCACGAGAACAAAUCACUCUUCAUGCCUUGUAGAAAAAGAGAAUCAAAAUCUGCUAUCAGAACAACGCGCUCAGGUGUCACACGAUACACUUGGGGGACUUGCAGUUGCCAAUGCUACCUAAUGUUAGCGACCUGUGUCACUGAAUCUGACUCCUUUCUACUAGUUUGACUGUUCGGCUACAUUUGAGCAUUUAGUGUUUUCCUCCUUUUGUCCAGAAGUAGCACAGAAGGGCUUAAAAAGUCAAACAAUGUAUCCUGACUUCAACGUCUUCUCUCGGAGGUCGCUCGAGAUGGUUCGGCCGCUUUUUUGAUUCACACCUUUGCUGAAUAAUUACCUAUUAUUGUAGGUCUGCUUCUGUCCUUUUCCAGCUCACUGUAGUGCUAGUUGUGUGUAAAUAUUGCUGUGCAAAGUGACAAAGUUAAUGUAAGAUACUUAAUUAAUGGCUUCUGUGUACAAUAUGUACUCAACAGGAUGUGUACUUUCAGCACUUAAAAUGUUUGAUCCAAUAAAUCCAGAGCAUUACAUUUAAUCCCUGUGUCUUUAAGUUAUGAUAUAAACUGUUCUGUCAGUGAUUUGAAGGAUUGAACCUCAGAUUAAAGCUUUUAAAGGCUGA
Messenger RNA from Labrus mixtus (cuckoo wrasse), 2437 nucleotides. RefSeq names its product acyl-CoA dehydrogenase long chain (gene acadl). The record is from RefSeq and is a predicted model, not a curated record. Bases 317 to 1630 code for a protein of 437 amino acids. Gene Ontology annotation, molecular function: flavin adenine dinucleotide binding; long-chain fatty acyl-CoA dehydrogenase activity. Gene Ontology annotation, cellular component: mitochondrion. Gene Ontology annotation, biological process: fatty acid beta-oxidation using acyl-CoA dehydrogenase; carnitine metabolic process, CoA-linked; long-chain fatty acid catabolic process. NCBI's taxonomy places the organism in Eukaryota, Metazoa, Chordata, Actinopteri, Labriformes, Labridae. The transcript has 11 exons.